AAAUAGAACAAACAACAAACUUCCUUCCCGGCCACUUUCUUUUCUUUUCUUUUCUUGUCCCCACUACACAUAGUCACCUUCCUAUGUUUAACACUUUCACACACAUUUCUCUCUCUCUCUCUCUCUCUCUAUUCCCAGAUCCAUUGCUUUUUCUCGCACCUUCUUCUACUUCCUCCAUACACUCCCUUCAUUCAGAGUUUUAGGAGCUAUCUAGCACUUUCUCUGGAACAUGGCUGCUUCUAGGGUUCAGUCUAGUAAGCAAAUGAAGAGGUUGGAAUCAAGGAAGUCACAUUCUUGGUGGUGGGAUAGUCAUAUUAGUCCAAAGAAUUCUAAGUGGCUUUUUGAAAAUCUUGAAGAGAUGGACCGUAAUGUGAAACGAAUGUUGAAGCUUAUAGAAGAGGAUGCAGAUUCAUUCGCGAAAAAAGCUGAAAUGUAUUACAAGAAGAGACCAGAAUUGAUCGCUUUGGUCGAGGAGUUUUACCGUGGUUACCGGUCAUUAGCAGAACGUUAUGAUCACGUGACCGGUGAGUUGAAGAAAAAUGUACUGUCUGAUCUCCAAUCACAAGGUUCAGGUUUUUCAGACACUGGCUCUGAACCGUCCUCCACUCUGCCCUCUCCAAACAUGGCUCAUCGUAAAUCUAGCAACCGAGCUUCCGGGUUUGAUUUCUUUCUUGGAUCCGGCGGAAAUGGGUCUGAUAUAAACCAAAACGACAGAGAUGAGUCCUCGACUAUGACGGAUUCUGAGGAGGAAUCUGAUGAUUCAUCGGUCAACAACUAUUCAGGUUUCUCGCGGAACGGUAGUGAUCCGGGGAUGAACAGAAGAAUAACCGAGUUGGAAAAUGAACUCCGUGAAGUAAAAGAAAAGCUAUGGACACAGGAAGGGGAACACACAGAGGUUUCAUCGAGUGGGGCAGGAAACGAGAAUGUCGAAGAUGUUUAUGUCAAAAUUAAUGCAUAUGAACAAGAACUGAUGAUUGCGAACGAAAAGUUAAGACUUUCGGAAGAAGAAAUAAGUAAACUAAAAACUCAUCUGGAAAACUACAGAUCCUUGGAUUCAGGAAAUAUGGAUGCCGGUAUUGAACUCAAGGCAUUGGAAAAUCAAGGAAGCAUUUAUGGUGUCGAUAAGGAAUUAUUUGAGCUGAGUAGUGACACUGCGUCACUCGUGGAGGAGCUUCAAAUCACCAAAAAAAAUCUCAAGGCUUCUGUAACGCAAGUUGCUUCACUGAAAACUGAGGUCAAUAAAUCCUCUGAAAGAAUUCAGAAUCUGCAGGAUCAACUUGACUCGGCUCAAAAAGACAUUGCUGCUUGGAAAACCAAAUUCAACAGUGAGAAAAGAGAGAGCACCAAACUCCAAGAAAGACUUGUGAGGUUAAAAGCUAGUCUAUCAGACCGCGAUCAUGAGAUCAGGGACUUGAAAACCGCUGUAUCCGAUGCCGAGCAGAAAAUCUUCCCCGAGAAAGCUCAGUUGAAGUCCGAAAUGUCCAAGUUGUUGGAGGAACAGACACAUUUAAAAGAGCUGAUCAGAGAAUGGGAAUGUCGUGGUCGAUCUUUUGAAGAAGACAUCAGAAACAUACAAUCUGAAAAGAUAGUGAUGGAGGCAGUGCUCAACAACGGAAUUGAGCUUUUAAAGGCCGAGAUUGAGGAGAGAGAGAACAACAUAAAACUUCUCAAUGUAAGCCUCGAUACCUUAAAAUUAGAGAGAGAUAAUCUCAAUGUAGAAGUAGGUUCGCUCAAGGAAGAUGUGAAUUCAAGAGAUGGUAGGAUUGAACAUCUCGACCGACAUUUAAACCAACUACACAUGGAACAUGUACAACUGAUUUCCGGAAUGGAAGAAGCACAUAGACACAUAGAAGAGAUGAAAACAAAAGCUAAGCAACUCGAGGAACAGGUCGAGAGACAAAAAACCGAGAUUUUUGAAGCAGCUGAACAAAAACGUGAGGUGAUUCGGCAACUUUGCUUCUCGCUUGAGCACUAUAGAAACAACUAUCAUACGCUUCGACAGCGUUUUAUCAGGCAUAAAAGGGUUCCCAUUUUGGCUGCUUAAUUAGUAAAAAUCUUAAAAAUGUGAUUUUGUAUAUUUUUGCUAUCUUUAGUUCUUUGUAAUUUGAAUGUCUUUCUUAUGCUUGUGGUUUUAAUAAUGUAUAUGAGACAAUAAGGUAAUGAGUACUGAGAAGUGAUAACCAUGUUUUGAUGGUUUAAUCUGCAUCUUAUGGUCUUUAUGGAUACAUAAGGUUAAGAUUUCAUAUAAUGAUGCUCAUCUGAAUUGAAAAGAGGUCGUGGAAUUGAUCAAAGUUAGAAGAUGGUUAUGGAUAAAAAGCAAGCUUGAAAAGACAUCAUUAUCUUGUAUUAUGUUUACUCUAUUGUAACAUUAUUUUCAUGUUAUGUUUGCAUUUUUUUUAUAUUAUAAUGAAAAUAGUCUUCUAUGUGAACGUAGUUUCAAUGAAAA
Molecule: messenger RNA, 2446 nt
Organism: Cicer arietinum (chickpea)
Lineage: Eukaryota; Viridiplantae; Streptophyta; Magnoliopsida; Fabales; Fabaceae
Product: protein NETWORKED 4A-like
Cellular component (GO): vacuolar membrane
Molecular function (GO): actin binding
Source: RefSeq, a predicted model, not a curated record